AUGAUAGACACCUACAAGCACCUUACAGCCAUAGGCUACAAUUGGGAAGACCAGAAUAUUGAAGAACAGUGUCAAAGUUCGAGAAGUUAUGUAAGGCAUAAAAGGAAUCAGAGUGGAGAGAAACCAUGCAAAUAUAAUCAAUGUGGUAAAGGCUUUUUGCAACACAGUAAACUCCACCUACAUAGAAAAACACAUGCUGGAGAGAAACCCUAUGAAUGGAAUGAGGGUGAGAAAAUCUUUUCCCAACAUGGAAAUCUCCAAAUGCAUAAAAGAACACAUACAGGAGCGAAACCAUACCAAUGUAAUCAAAGUGAUAAAGCCUUUGUAUGUUGCAGUGAUCUCCGAAAGCAUAAAAGAACACAUACUGGAGAGAAACCCUACAAAUGUAAUGAGUGUGGUAAAGCCUUUUCACACCACAGUAAUCUCCAGGUGCAUAAAAGAACACAUACUGGAGAAAAACCCUACAAAUGCAUUCAGUGCGGGAAAGCCUUUUCAAACACUCGUAUUCUCCAGGUGCACAAAGGAACACAUACUGGAGAGAAACCCUAUGGAUGUAAUCAGUGUGGUAAAGCUUUUUCACAACCUAGUGGUCUCCAUGUGCAUAAAAGAACACAUACUGGAGAGAAACCCUACAAAUGUAAUCAGUGUGGUAAAGCCUUUUCUCAACCUAGUGGUUUCCAUGUGCAUAAAAGAACACAUACUGGAGAGAAACCCUACAAAUGUAAUCAGUGUAGGAAAGUCUUUUCACAACCCAGUAGUCUCAAAAAGCAUAAAAGAACACAUACUGGAGAGAAACCCUACAAAUGUAAUCAGUGUGGGAAAGCCUUUUCACAACCCAGUAGUCUCCAAAGGCAUAAAAGAACACAUACUGGAGAGAAACCUUACAAAUGUAAUGAGUGUGGUAAAGCCUUUUCACACCACAGUAAUCUCCAGGUGCAUAAAAGAACACAUACUGGAGAGAAACCCUACAAAUGCAUUCAGUGCGGGAAAGCCUUUUCAAACACUAGUAUUCUCCAGGUGCACAAAGGAACACAUACUGGAGAGAAACCCUAUGGAUGUAAUCAGUGUGGUAAAGCCUUUUCACAACCUAGUGGUCUCCAUGUGCAUAAAAGAACACAUAUUGGAGAGAAACCCUACAAAUGUAAUCAGUGUGGUAAAGCCUUUUCUCAACCUAGUGGUUUCCAUGUGCAUAAAAGAACACAUACUGGAGAGAAACCCUACAAAUGUAAUCAGUGUGGGAAAGUCUUUUCACAACCCAGUAGUCUCAAAAAGCAUAAAAGAACACAUACUGGAGAGAAACCCUACAAAUGUAAUCAGUGUGGGAAAGCCUUUUCACAACCCAGUAGUCUCCAAAGGCAUAAAAGAACACAUACUGGAGAGAAACCUUACAAAUGUAAUGAGUAUGGUAAAGCCUUUUCACACCCCAGUACUCUCCAUGUGCAUAAAAGAACACAUACUGGAGAGAAACCCUACAAAUGCAAUCAGUGUGAUAAAGCCUUUUUAUACCCCGGUAGUCUCCAUGUGCAUAAAAGAACACAUACUGGAGAGAAACCCUAUGGAUGUAAUCAGUGUGGGAAAGCCUUUUCACACUACAGUAAUCUUCAGGUGCAUAAAAGAACACAUACUGGAGAGAAACCCUACGAAUGUAAUCAAUGUGAUAUAGCCUUUGCAAGUUGUAGUGGUCUCCAGAGGCAUAAAAGAAUUCAUACUUCAGAGAAACCCUAG
Messenger RNA from Meriones unguiculatus (Mongolian gerbil), 1725 nucleotides. Its product is annotated as zinc finger protein 431-like. Lineage: Eukaryota; Metazoa; Chordata; Mammalia; Rodentia; Muridae. Gene Ontology annotation, biological process: negative regulation of transcription by RNA polymerase II. The record is from RefSeq and is a predicted model, not a curated record. The transcript is spliced from 4 exons. Gene Ontology annotation, molecular function: DNA-binding transcription repressor activity, RNA polymerase II-specific. The coding region runs from base 1 to 1725 and encodes 574 amino acids.